Molecule: messenger RNA, 997 nt
Organism: Zingiber officinale
Lineage: Eukaryota; Viridiplantae; Streptophyta; Magnoliopsida; Zingiberales; Zingiberaceae
Product: zinc finger protein 4-like
Exons: 1
Coding region: 144-896 (250 amino acids)
Biological process (GO): negative regulation of abscisic acid-activated signaling pathway
Source: RefSeq, a predicted model, not a curated record
CUCUUAAUUUAUUUUCCUUUAAUAUCAACAUGAGAUCAUCCUGAAAGCAGCCCAGGGUUAUCAACUUUUCCUGUUUAUGGUCAUUUUAGGGUUGACUCUGAGUAAAAGGGUAAGGCAUACACUUUAGGGUUCCAGAAUUAGAGAUGUGCCCUGUGACCUCACAAGUCUAUCCUCUCCUUUUUUGGCACCAUAAGAAGCUGGAGAACCAGAACCACAAGGCCAAUUCUUUCAGUUUUCGUUCUUUGAAGACUGCAGUCGUUGUAUUUGUUGCUAACUGUCGUCUAUACAUGAGCAAGUCCGAGAGAGAAGCAUCUGUAGAUGGUGGUGCGUUUGAAGUGAGGAAUCCAGUGGCUUCCUCUCGUCCCUUCUGCCUCGAGCUCUCCCUCAAGGCCGUCCAGAGCACGAGCGAGAGCAGCGGCAGCGGCAGCGGCGUCGGCGGAGAGUCGCCGGCUGCGUGCGGGCCGAGGUCGCAGAGAGUCUUCUCCUGCAACUACUGCCAUCGCAAGUUCUUCAGCUCCCAGGCGCUGGGAGGCCACCAGAACGCCCACAAGAGGGAGCGGUCGCUGGCGAAGCGCGCGGUGCGGAUGGAGGCGGCCUUCCCCUACGCCUGCGCGAGCAUGGCGUCGCUGCCCCUCUACGGCUCCGGGAUCCGCUCGCUCGGAAUUCAAGCUCACUCUUCGGCGCACCGCGGAGUGGCGAAGUGGAAGAAGAAGGAGAGCGACGGGAGGGGCCGGAUGGAGCCGGUCAGGGCAGGCCUUGUGGAAGAUGAGGAGCUGGAUUUUUGCUGCUGGCCUGGGAGCUUCAGGCCAAUGGCGGAUUCAAGUUCGGUCACUUCAAUUACCCAGCAACAGCAACAACCAGAGGAGGAGGAGCCUGAUCUCACUCUCAGGCUUUAACUUAUUGCCCCUGUUUUUUCUUUUUUUUUUUAAUAAUUCAGAUGUUCAAAUUUAGCCGAUUAACUAGAUCUAUUGGAUAAAUCUAGAACAUAACUUAUUGU